AUGGCGUCCAUGCAACUAACAAGAACAAGUCUCUUUGGUCUCUCGAAGGCUUUCCCUCGAGUCUUCCGACCAUCUCCGGCAACUCUCGCUGCUUCUAGCCGGAAAGUCUCUCGCGUCUGCUUUGCCUCCUCAGUUAGCCAUUCCGAGGGAAGAGAUCCGGUAGAGAACGCUAGAGACUCAAGGGUCGAUUCGGCUUACGGAUCAAAGAAAUGGAGAGAGGAUACUGGUGAAAACUAUGCUCAAGCUGCUAAAGACAAGGCUAACGAAGGGGCAAGCAAAGCUGCUGAUAAAGCUUAUGAGACAAAAGAGCAGGCUAAGGACACAGCCGACGAUGCGAAAGAGAAGGCUAAGGACUACGCAGAACGAACUAAGGAUAAGGUGAACGAAGGAGCGUAUAAGGCAGCGGAUAAAGCCGAAGAUACAAAAGAAAGAGCAAAGAAUUACGCAGAGGAUACAAUGGACAAUGCGAAAGGGAAAGCUCGAGAUGCGAAAGAGAAGGUCAAAGAGUAUGGAGAAGAUACUAAGGAGAAAGCAGAAGGGUUUAAGGAGACUGUGAAGGGUAAAGCUGAGGAACUUGGAGAGAAAACGAAGGAGACGGUGAAAGAAGCUUGGGAGAAGACCAAAAAUGCUGCACAGACCGCUACUGAGGCUGUGGUUGGGCCUGAAGACGAUGCUGAUAAAGCACGAGCUGAUAUCGAUAAAGGAGUGGACAAUCUAACUAAAAAAGCAGAGAAGAAAAAAGCGGAGAAAGAUCGUAAUGAGGAUGAUUUCAUAACAUUUAAAUAA
Molecule: messenger RNA, 786 nt
Organism: Arabis nemorensis
Lineage: Eukaryota; Viridiplantae; Streptophyta; Magnoliopsida; Brassicales; Brassicaceae
Source: the annotation of a GenBank genome assembly